AUGUCUUCUUCGAUCGAGGAUGAUGAGUCCACAUCAUCUGGGUUAUCGUCAAUAGCUUCCGCCGAGCCAUCAUCAACCAUCUCUCUAUCCGACCCAACGCCUGCUCCGACGACACUUGUGAUCGCACCCAAGCCUACCAAUGAAGACGACCUAGACGAUAACGGGAUAUUCCCACCGAUGACCACACCUUGGACCGGGCCUGUUGAUUGCACAUGGACUUUUGAUGCAAACAAGGUCCCAAAGUCGGGUUCUGAUGGCCUCGCAGCAAUGCUUGAUUUGCAGCCAAUUGCUGGAGCGAAGUCAUUGUCUUGCUAUCCCGAUGCCAUGUUCGAUAAAGGCCUUACAGGGGUUUACAGUCCAGGCACAUGCCCUCAUGGAUGGACCACCGUAUCAUUGCGCGUUGAUACUAGUGAGAAUCGGGACGACGAGACAACGACAGCUAUUUGCUGCUCAUCGGAAUACACUCUGGAUGGCAAUUUGUGUAAACGUUCGAUUUCAUCCGUGUUGGCGGUUCCUUUCACGUACAACCAGACAGCUCAGACUUAUGAUGCUGUGUCAGACACACCAACGACUUUGUAUGGUGCAACAAUUGCUGUUUAUACCAUAAGGGCCCUGUUCAAAGAUAGCGACAAAGAUGCACUUGGACUCAAGGAUGAGGACGAUAUCCCAGGUACCGAGCAUCAUGGCCGAUCCUUAUCCCUGGGCGCGCGCAUCGGUAUUGGUGUUGGUGUAGCGGUUUUCGUUCUGCUUGCUAUAGGAGCACUUGCCUUUUGGCUCAUUCGAAGAGAGCGAAAGAAGACGGAAAAGAGACGAGCACACGAGCUCGGUGCGGUGGGAAGCAUGCGCCACACCUCGCCAGGACCAGGAGAUAAUUUCUACGCCAACCAUCGACGCGACAGGAACCGCCAGACCGCAGAGCCACCACCAGCUUACGAGGCUGCUACGGACUCAAACAGCAUGACCGAAAACGAUAGUCAGCUAAGCGAGGAUACGGCGACACGGGACGAGGAGAUCAGGGCGUUGCAAGUCCAGAAAGAGGCGAUUCAACGCCGUAUAGAAGAGCUGGAGCGUUCUGAGACGCAGUCACAAGAAGACAACCGGCGAGGCUAA
Fusarium tjaetaba is the source of this 1110-nucleotide messenger RNA. RefSeq lists its product as uncharacterized. The transcript is spliced from 2 exons. NCBI's taxonomy places the organism in Eukaryota, Fungi, Ascomycota, Sordariomycetes, Hypocreales, Nectriaceae. The record is from RefSeq and is a predicted model, not a curated record. Bases 1 to 1110 code for a protein of 369 amino acids.